AUGGAACAGAGGGAUUGCAAACCCUAUCAGCCACUUUCCAAGGCCCGGCACGAGAUGGAGCUAUCCUACACCAGCUCUUCAGAAGACAGCGACGACGGACGCGACCCGCGGAAACCCUACACCUCCCGAGACACCCCGCCCGACUACGGCCAGGACCUGCGGCUGAACUACAACAGCCACAGCAAGAAGCGCAAAGUCGGAGACGGGCCCACGCAAGAGUUGGAGUUCUGUGAGCCUCCCCAGAUGCUCUGCCCCAGCUACCAGGUGGAGCUGCGCUCGGUGCCCCAGCGCGGCUACCCGCUGGCCCUGGGUUCCGACGUGGACACGGAGACGGAGGGAGGCCCCUCCCCGGACCACGCCCUGCGGCUCUGGAUGCACGAGAUCAAGUCGGAGCACAGCUCCUGCCUGUCCAGCCGAGCCAACUCCGUGCUGUCCCUCACCGACACCGAGCAGGAGAGGAAGUCUGACGGAGAGAACGAGUUACCCAGCAGCCCACAGGGCCAGUUCACCUUCAGGCCGCUGCCCCCGCCGCCACCCCCUCCGCACGCCUGCACCUGUGCCAGGCCGGCGCCCCACGCCCCUGAGUCCCUGCACAGGAACACCAUGCCAGCGCGCAGCCAGGCCACGGAGGGCAGCGGUACCCAGAUGGACAGCGGGCAGCUCCACAACAGCUGGGCCCUCAACAGCAACAUCCCUUUAGAGACCAGGCAUUUCCUGUUCAAGCACGGCUCCGGCUCCUCGGCCCUCUUCAGCGCGGCCAGCCAGAACUACCCGCUCACCUCCAACACCGUGUACUCGCCCCCGCCGCGACCCCUGCCCAGGAGCACCUUCUCCAGGCCCGCCUUCAGCUUCAGCAAGCCCUACAAGUGCUGCAACUGGAAAUGCACUGCCCUCAGUGCCACCGCCAUUACAGUCACCCUCGCCCUCCUGCUCACCUACGUCAUCGCAGUUCACCUGUUUGGCCUGACGUGGCAACUUCAACCCACAGAGGGGCAGCUGUACGAAAACGGCCUCAGCAAACUGGAUCGAGACAUCGCCGUCUCUACCUUCUCUCCGCUCAAUCCACCUGGUCCCAACAAGACCAGCAGAGGUGAUAAAGGAGAUAAAUCUGUGUUCCAGAGGGGGAGAGUGAUUGACAGAGGAGAGGUAGAUAUUGGCAUCCAGGUGACUCAGAUCAUUCCCCCUGGGCUUUUCUGGCGUUUCCACAUCACCGUCCACCACCCGGAGUACGUCAAGUUCAACGUUUCCCUGGCACGAGACGCCCUGCUGGGCAUCUAUGGGAGGAGAAACAUCCCGCCAACUCACACCCAGUUUGAUUUUGUCAAGCUUCUGGAUGGGAAACAGCUUAUUAAGCAAGAGCUGAAGACUCCAGAAGAUUCUAGUUUCGCACCCCGGAAUCUCAUCCUCAACACUCUGCAGGAGACUGGAUUCAUUGAGUAUAUGGACCCAGGGACAUGGUACCUGGCCUUCUACAACGACGGGAAGAAAAUGGAACAAGUCUUCGUCCUCAGCACCACCAUCGAAACCAUGGACGGGUGCUCGACCAACUGCAAUGGGAACGGGGAAUGCGUUUCAGGCCACUGCCACUGCUUCACCGGGUUCCUCGGACCGGACUGCGCGAAAGAUUCUUGCCCGGUGCUGUGCAGUGGAAACGGGGUUUAUGAGAAAGGUCACUGCCAUUGCCACCCAGGCUGGAAAGGACCAGAAUGUGACAUCCAGGAAGACCAGUGCAUCGACCCUACCUGCUCCAACCAUGGAACCUGCAUCCAGGGCAUCUGCAUGUGCAUCCCUGCCUAUAAGGGCAACAACUGCGAACAAGUGGACUGUGUGGAUCCUCAGUGUGCGGGCCAUGGCGUGUGUGUGAAAGGGGAGUGCCUGUGCUCACCGGGCUGGGGUGGUCCUAGCUGUGAGAUCCCCCUCCCUGCCUGCCAGGAACAGUGCUCGGGGCACGGGUCGUACCUGCCCGAAAAGGGCACCUGCACCUGUGAGCCCAGCUGGACCGGCUCCGACUGCUCCACAGAGGUGUGCCUGGUACCGUGUGGCAGUCACGGGAGGUGCUCUGAGGGCCGGUGUCAGUGCGAGGACGGUUGGGACGGGCCGGGGUGUGACCAGCGGACGUGUCACCCUCGGUGCGAGGAGCACGGCCGGUGCAAGGAUGGGACCUGUGAGUGCCAUCCCGGCUGGGAGGGGGAGUACUGCACCACCGCACACUACUUGGAUCUUGUUGUUAAAGACGGUUGUCCGGGACUCUGCAACGGUAACGGGAGGUGUACUCUGGAGCAGAAUGGCUGGCGUUGCGUGUGCCAGGCAGGCUGGAGCGGCAUGGGCUGUAACGUCGUCAUGGAGACGGAGUGCGAGGACAACACCGACAACGACGGAGACGGGCUGACGGACUGUGUGGACCCGGACUGCUGCCAGCAGACCAGCUGCAGCAGCGGGCCCCUGUGCCAGGGCUCUCCCGACCCUGUGGACCUGGUCCAGCAGACCCAGGCGCCCUUCCUUUCGCUGCCCCCGCGCCUCUUCUUCGACCGCGUCCGCUUCCUGGUGGGCCGGGCCAGCACCCACGUCUUCCCCGGGGACAUCCCGUUCGACAGCAGCCGAGCGGCUGUGAUCCGGGGUCAGGUGGUAGCGCUGGACAGGACCUCGCUGGUGGGCGUCAACAUCAGCUUCCUGUAUUCCCCGGAGCAUGGCUUCACCGUCAGCCGCCAGGAUGGCAGUUUUGACCUGUUAGCACCCGGGGGUGUCUCCGUUACCCUGGUCUUUCAGCGAGCCCCCUUCCUCACUCAGAGACGUGCCGUCUGGUUGCCCUGGAACCAGUUUGUGGUGCUGGACAGGGUCACCAUGGACAGGCUGGAGACUCCCCCCCCUGCCUGCGACAUCAAGAACCUGGCUAUCCCCUACCCCAUCGUCCUGCCCUCCCCUCUCACUAGGUUUGCGGGAACCUGUGAGGAACGAGGCCCCGCUAUCCCGGAGCUACAGGCCGUUCAGGAGGAGAUCGCCAUCCCCGGCAGCUUCCUGAAGCUCAGCUACCUCAGCACCCGUGCCCCGGGCUACAAGUCCCUCCUGCGCAUCAUCCUGACCCACUCCGUCAUCCCCGCUGGCCUGGCUAAAGUGCACGUGUCCUCCACCGUGGAGGGGCGCCUCUUCCAGAAGUGGUUCCCUGCCGCCCCAAAUCUGGUGUACAUCCUGGCCUGGAACAAGACCGACAUCUACGACCAGAAAGUAUUCGGCUUGACGGAAGCAAUCGUGUCCGUGGGCUACGAGUAUGAGUCCUGCCCCGACUUCAUCUUAUGGGAGAAGAGGUCCACCCUGCUGCAAGGCCUCGAGAUGGUGGCUUCCAACUUAGGAGGGUGGUCCCUUGACAAGCACCACAUCCUCAACUUACAGAGCGGUGUAUUGCACAAAGGGAACGGGGAGAACAUCUUCAUCUCCCAGCAGCCUCCAGUCAUCACCACGGUGAUGGGCAAUGGCUACAUCCGCACCAUCCCCUGCCCCAGCUGCAACGGCCCCGCCCUGGGCAGCGCGCUCUUCGCCCCCGUGGCGCUGGCCUGUGGGUCGGACGGCAGCGUCUACGUCGGAGACUUUAACUUCGUCAGGCGGAUCCUCCCGACCGGCUACACAAUCAGCAUUCUGGAACUGAGGAACCGGGAUAUAAGGCACAGCACGAGCCCGGCGCAUAAGUACUAUCUGGCCAUGGACCCGGUGAGGGAGGCCCUGUAUCUGUCGGACACCAGCAGCCGGAGGGUCUACAGGCUGAGGACUCUCACCGAGCCCAGGGAUAUGGCCAAAAACAUGGAGGUGGUGGCAGGCACGGGGGAACAGUGCACGCCCUUCGACCAGAGCCACUGUGGAGACGGGGGGAAGGCUUCCGAAGCGGCGCUCAACAACCCCAGAGGCAUAGCUGUGGACAAGCGAGGGUUUGUCUAUUUCGUCGACGGGACCAUGAUACGGAAAAUCAACGAGAAAGGCGUGAUAACGACGGUUAUCGGUUCCAACGGGCUGACGUCCACCCAACCGCUGAGCUGUGAUGCCGGGAUGGACAUCGGUCAGGUCCGCCUCGAAUGGCCCACUGAUUUAGCAGUAAACCCGCUGGACAACUCCCUCUACAUCCUGGACAACAACAUUGUGAUCCAGGUGUCGGAGAGCCAACAGGUGCGCAUCGUGGCGGGGCGUCCUAUCCACUGCCAGGUCCCGGGAAUCGACCACUACUUAGUGAGCAAGGCUGCUGUCCACUCCACCUUGGAGGCCGCCAAGGCCAUCGCCCUGUCCCACUCGGGUGUGCUCUACAUCGCCGAGACGGAUGAGAGGAAGAUCAACCGUGUCCAGCAGGUCACCACCAACGGGGAGAUCUCUGUCAUUGCCGGGGCGCCCUCCGAGUGCGACUGCAAGAUCGACCCCAACUGUGACUGCUUCUCAGGCGACGGUGGAUACGGCAGGGACAGCAAGCUGAAGGCCCCGUCCUCACUGGCGGUGUCCCCCGACGGCACCCUGUACAUCGCCGACCUGGGCAACAUCCGCAUCCGAUCCCUGAGCGCCAACAGGCCGCGCCUCAACGCCCGCAACAUGUACGAGAUAGCGUCGGCCGCAGACCAGGAGCUCUACCUAUUCAGCGCCAACGGCACGCACCUGCACACACGCAGCCUCAUCACCGGCGACUACACGUACAACUUCACGUACUCCGCGGAGAGGCACGUGAGCACGGCGGUGGGCAGCAACGGGAACGCCGUGCACAUCCGCCGCGACGCUAACGGCGUGCCCCUAUGGCUGGUGGUGCCUGGCGGCCAGGUGUACUGGCUCACCAUCAGCAACAGCGGCUCUCUACAGAGGGUGUCGGCGCUGGCCCACAACCUGGCGCAGAUCACCUACCACGGCAACCUGGGUCUCCUGGCAACCAAGAGCAACGAGAACGGCUGGACUACUAUCUACGAGUAUAAUGCCGAAGGUCAUCUCAUCAACGUAACCUUUCCGACGGGGGAAGUUGCCAGUUUCCACGGUAACAUGGAAAAGACCGUGAGAGUUGAGGUGGGCACGUCAAACAGGGAGAACUUCAUCACUGCCACCAACUUCUCAGCCAGCAACACAAUCUACACUCUGCGUCAAGACCACGCCCAGAACACGUACCGCGUGAGCGCCGACGGCUCCCUGCGCGUGACCUUUGCCAGCGGCAUGGAGGUCACCCUCAACACGGAGCCGCACAUCUCCGGAGGCGUCGUCAACCCCACGGUGGGAAAGUGCAACAUCACCCUGCCGGGGGAGUACAGCCCCAGCCUGGUGGAGUGGAGGCAGAGGAGGGAGCAGGCCAAGGGCAACUUCUCGGCCUAUGAACGUCGGCUGAGGGCCCAUAACAGGAAUCUGCUGUCCAUAGACUUUGACAAGGCCACCAGGAUGGGCAAGAUAUACGAUGACCACCGCAAAUUCACCCUCAGGAUCCUGUAUGACCUCAUGGGCCGUCCCAUUGUGUGGUCUCCCAGUAGCAAAUACAAUGAGGUUAAUGUCACUUACUCACCAACAGGCCUUGUUACCAGCAUUCAGCGGGGAAAUUGGUCUGAAAGACUUCAGUAUGAAAGCGGAAGAAUCGUUUCCAGGACGUGGGCCAAUGGGAAGAUUUGGAGCUACAGCUUUCAGGAAAAGUCGGUCCACCUCCUCCUGCACAGCCAGCGCAGGUACAUCUUCGAGUAUGACCAGACGGACCGGCUCCUGUCCGUCACCAUGCCCAGCAUGGUGAGACACAGCCUGCAGUCCAUGCUGUCAGUGGGCUACUACCGCAACAUCUACAGCCCCCCCGACAGCUCGGCCGCGGUCAUCCAGGACUAUGCCCGCGACGGCCGCCUGCUCCAGACGCUGCACAUGGGUACCGGCCGCCGCACCCUCUACAAGUACACCAAGCAGUCCCGCCUGGCCGAGAUCCUGUACGACACCACCCUGGUCACCUUCACUUACGACGAGGCCUCGGGCGUGGUGAAGACCAUCCACCUCAUGCACGAGGGCUUCAUCUGCACCAUCCGAUACAGGCAAACGGGUCCUCUUGUUGGACGCCAGAUCUUCAGAUUCAGCGAGGAAGGACUUGUAAAUGCACGGUUUGACUACAGCUACAAUAACUUCAGGGUGACCAGCAUGCAAGCCAUGAUCAACGAAACCCCGUUACCCAUCGAUCUCUAUCGCUACGUGGAUGUUUCCGGGCGGAUCGAGCAGUUUGGAAAAUUCAGCGUCAUCAACUACGACCUCAACCAAGUCAUCACCACGCACAUUAUGAAGCACACCAAGAUCUUCAACGCCAACGGGCAAGCGAUCGAGGUCCAGUACGAAAUCCUCAAGUCCAUCGCCUACUGGAUGACGGUGCAGUACGACAGCAUGGGGCGCACAACCAUCUGCGACAUCAGGAUCGGCGUGGACAACAACAUCACGCGCUACUCGUACGAGUACGACGCCGACAACCAGCUCAUGAGCGUGUCGGUCAACGACCGGCCCCAGUGGCGGUACAGCUACGACCUGAACGGAAACAUCAACCUGCUGAGUCACGGAAACAGCGCCAGGCUAACCCCGCUACGCUACGACCUGCGCGACCGCAUCACGAGGCUGGGGGAGAUACAGUACAAAAUGGACGAAGACGGUUUCCUUCGCCUGCGGGGCGACGUGGUUUUCGAGUACAACUCCAAUGGGCUCCUGAUGAAGGCCUACAACAAAGUGUCGGGCGUGAGCGUGCGCUACCGCUACGACGGUUUGGGCCGGAGGAUGGCCUGCCGCACCAACCUCGGCCAGCACCUCCAGUUCUUUUACGCCGACCUCAGCAAGCCCACCAGAGUCACGCACAUGUACAACCACUCCAGCUCGGAAAUCACGUCUCUGUACUACGACCUGCAGGGCCACCUUAUCGCCAUGGAGCUGAGCAGUGGAGAGGAAUACUACGUCGCUUGCGACAAUUCCGGCACGCCGCUCGCUAUUUUCAGCAGCCGAGGUGAAAUCGUGAAAGAAAUGCUAUACACCCCUUAUGGAGACAUAUACCAGGACUCCAACCCCUCCUUCCAGCUGGUCAUCGGUUUCCAUGGCGGCCUCUACGACUCCUUGACCAAGCUGGUUCACCUGGGGCGGAGGGACUACGAUGUGGUGGCAGGUCGCUGGACCACGCCCAACUACGAGUUGUGGGUAGAGCUCAGCGUCAACCCAAAGCCAUUCAACCUGUACUCCUUUAAAAACAACUACCCGGUUGGAGAGCUGCAAGAUGUUUCUCAGUUCACAACAGACAUUGGUAGCUGGCUCCAGCUUUUUGGUUUCCAGCUACACAACGUGGUUCCUGGUUUCCCCAAGCCAGAUGUGGAGAGCAUGGAGCAGACCUAUGAGCUGAUGAAGACCCAAACCAAGACACAGGACUGGGACCCUAGCAAGGUGGUCCUAGGGAUCCAGUGCGAGCUGCAGAAGCACCUGAGGAACUUCAUUUCUCUGGACCGUCUGCCCAUGGCUCAGGUGAGUGGCACACCGGGGGGCUGCCAGGGACGCAGACCCCGCUUCUCCGCCAUCUCCUCCGUAUUCGGCAAAGGCGUCAAGUUCGCCAUCACGGACAACGUGGUCACCGCCGACAUCAUCGGGGUGGCCAGCGAAGACAGCCGACGCAUCGCCUCUGUCCUCAACCGCGCCGUGCACCUGGCCGGCCUGCACUUCACCGUGGAGGGCCGAGACACCCACUACUUCGUGAAGGCGGGUCCCCUGGAGGAGGACCUGGCCGCCAUGGGCGGGGCGGGCGGGGGCAGGGUCCUGGAGAACGGCGUCAACGUGACCGUGUCCCAGAUGACCUCGGUGGUGGGCGGGAGGACUAGGCGCUUCGCCGACAUCCAGCUGCAGCACGGGGCGCUCUGCUUCGUCGUCCGUUACGGGGCGACCGAGGAAGAGGAGCGGGCCAGCGUCCUGGAGGCGGCUCGCCAGAGGGCGGUGGAGCUGGCCUGGGCCCGGGAGCAGAAGCGGCUCCAGGAGGGCGAGGAGGGCGUCAGGGCGUGGACAGAGAGCGAGAAGCAGCAGCUGCUCGCCGCGGGCCGGGUGCAAGGCUACGACGGCUACUUCGUCCUGUCCGUCGAGCAGUACCUGGAGUUCUCCGACAGUGCCAACAACAUUCACUUCAUGAGACAGAGUGAGAUAGGGAGAAGGUAA
Conger conger (European conger) is the source of this 8139-nucleotide messenger RNA. RefSeq names its product teneurin transmembrane protein 1 (gene tenm1). Gene Ontology annotation, biological process: heterophilic cell-cell adhesion; neuron development; signal transduction. Gene Ontology annotation, cellular component: neuron projection; membrane. The record is from RefSeq and is a predicted model, not a curated record. Lineage: Eukaryota; Metazoa; Chordata; Actinopteri; Anguilliformes; Congridae. Gene Ontology annotation, molecular function: protein heterodimerization activity; cell adhesion molecule binding; protein homodimerization activity. Bases 1 to 8139 code for a protein of 2712 amino acids. The transcript is spliced from 31 exons.